This is a messenger RNA of Manduca sexta (tobacco hornworm), 2486 nucleotides long. Its product is annotated as alcohol dehydrogenase 1. The transcript has a single exon. Gene Ontology annotation, cellular component: cytoplasm. Gene Ontology annotation, molecular function: oxidoreductase activity, acting on the CH-OH group of donors, NAD or NADP as acceptor. The record is from RefSeq and is a predicted model, not a curated record. The coding region runs from base 39 to 794 and encodes 251 amino acids. Lineage: Eukaryota; Metazoa; Arthropoda; Insecta; Lepidoptera; Sphingidae.
CACAUCGUAUACGAGUUAGUUGUGAGCUAGAUACGGACAUGGCAGGAAAUCUAAAAAACAAAGUCGUGGUUAUAACCGGAGGCGCUGAAGGUAUUGGCUUUCACUUAGCCGACAACUACCUACAGAAGGAAGCUAAGCAUAUCAUCCUACUUGACGUGAACGAGAAGAAAGGCAACGAAGCAGUUAGUGCCUUAACGUCGAAACACGGAAACAAAGUCAGCUUCAUGAAAUGCGACGUUACCACUGACUUAGAAGCUGUUUCCAAGAAGAUAUUCAACACUUUUCAAUACGUCGACGUCCUUGUGAACAAUGCUGGAAUCCUCAACGAUGGAAAACUCAAACAAACUAUUGGAAUCAACGUCACAGCACUAAUAGAAUGGUCUUUGAAGUUCUGGGAACACAUGAGAAAGGAUAAAAACGGUAAAGGCGGCACUAUCAUUAAUCUAGCUUCCAUUUAUGGUUACAGAAUCGACCAGUUCCUACCGGUAUACCAAGCUUCUAAAUUCGCUGUGAUGGGCUUCACUAAAUCAUUAGGACAUCUUUAUAAUUACAACAGAUCUGGAGUGAGAGUCAUUGCUAUAUGUCCAGGAUUUACAGAGACUAAACUUACAGCUGCACCUGCAACGUGGGAUGAUAAACUAAACGAUGAAUUUGGGAAAUUUUUGAAAGACCAGGCUUGGCAGAAGGUAGAUGUUGUUGGUAAAGCUGGUGUGACCAUUUUUGAGACUGCUGAUAGUGGUACUGCGUGGUUAAUAGAAGGUUCACGUCCUGUUGUGCAGGUUUUUAAUGAAUAACGCCAGUUAAAUCCAAAAACACGGCGACAUCCCGACGAGAAUGUUAAAAACAGAAACAAUAAUAUUUAUGAAUUAGAAAUUCGAGGCAGGCAUAUAAUACAUUCCUAGAACCUUAUUUAAUGUUAUUGGUAACAGUAGAUUAGUACUCUAAAUACUAAGUGGAUAGUAAAUAACUUCAAAUUUCAUUCAAUUAUGUUAUCCUAUCGUAAUAUAAAUGUAAAACUCAAACGUGCGUUUUAUUUCUGCUAUUGUUGAGUAGUAAGUUUUUUCUUCAGAUUUAAGGCUCUGCCUAGUUUAACUUUUUCAUAGGCAGUGCCAAUUACAGGGCUUAAUUAUGUUUUGACUUUUCUUACUAAUAAAAUAUUUGCAGUCAAUUCCCCCUCGCUUUCCUUUUCAUAACUACCAACUAUAAAAGUUAGGGCAUUAGCAAAAUAAAAUAGCAUAAUCUCAUUCUACUUAGAAUUUUGUUGCCCAUGCUCGGGUACGCGUAAUUUUUUAUUGAAAACCGAACAAAACAUUUUCCUGAUUUGGUGUUACGAACUUGAAUUAUAUAGUAAUUCGUGACUGGAUAAUUGACUUGUAUUUUAGGUCUCAAAAUCAUUAGUAAUACUGGCUGACCUUCAAUUCAAAAUAAAAAACUGCACACUGCUCGGUGGCAAAAUAAAUAAUUUAUUAACUUCAUAUGAUGUGCAUUGUUUUUGUAAUAUCAUCGCAAUAACACAUAUAAAGGAAAAUAUUUAACUAUAGCCGUUCAGUAUACGUACGUAAGCAGACUUUUAGUAUUUUAUUUUAUUUAGUAUUCGUUAGACGUAAAAAAGACACGUACUGUUUACCAUACAUUUUGACACAGUUUACACGCGCGCUAUGUAAACGCUGCCGCAUUUAAAUUCCAAAUACACUUAAGGGACGCUGCUAAAAUUGCCAUACAAAAAUGUACUUAAAUGUAACCAUUAUGAUAACGAUAUUUUAACACGUAAAUACUUAUGUUUCUUCACUAACCAUCAGGUACAGAGAGUUCACUUUUCUGUGCGCCUAAAAAUAUGUUUGAAUAGGGCAAUACUUGAAAAUAAACAGCCAAAUAUUAUCCUAAUACUAUAUAUAGCUGAGAUUUCCAUACCGAGGUAGUCAUGGACAAAGUCAAUUUCUAAGCAGAGCGCUGAGGUCUUCUUAAUACAAUAACGUAGGUCUAGUUGAUCUUUGUCUUGCAAAUUACCUCGGUAAUGAAAUUAGCGAGGCUUGGGAUUAUUUGUACUGCGUAGACUAAGGUAUUACUGAGGAUGCUGUGAAAAUUAUAUAAUUUGAUAACCAUACUUUAUUACCAAAAUAUGUGAAAAUGUUUGAAUGUUUAUUAGGAGUAAACACAGUAACAGUUCAAAGGAUUUGGAUGAAAUUUAUUUAAUUAAAUAAUAUUAAUAUAAUAAUAAAACUAAUUGUAACUCAAACUAAAGGCAACCACAACAUGCGUAAAACAAUUUUACGAUAUUACUUAACGAAACAUUAAAAGGAAUUUUCCAAAAAAAAUAAUUGAUCUAUCAGAAUAUUAGGGACUCAGUUAAUCAAUUUAUCACACGGAUAGACCAUGUCCCGUGUCCAUGAGUAGAACGGGAUUUUUGUAUAGGUAGCGAUGGUGUAAUUACAAAUGCGAAAGUAACUAUCUGAUUGUUAAGCUUUUAAAUUAAACUAUUUUACGAA